GCAAGCCUGUAAAUAUCAACAGCAGCGGUCACCAAGUUCCCCCUUUUGCAGCAGAGGAACGCUUAAGAUAUCUCAGAGCAUUCGCACCUUCUGACGCAGCAGACUGCAGCAGGCAGCAUGACGAGCUUCAGCGAGUCCUUCAGGUUUGCCCUCCUGUUCAGUGAGAAGCUGAAAUCUGUCCUGUCCCAUCUGUGGAGGGUCUACUCCGCACCCUCGGUGGUCGGACAGGACGUCCUGACUCUGGUCUCGUUGUGCUCCGGGAUCGCCAUAGCAACCGCCGGCCUGCUUUACUAUUGGCUGUCAGUGAGUUUAAGAUAUGACCCCCAGGCGUCCGUACCGAUCGCCUGCACGUACAGCGCGGUCAUCUUCCUGCUGCUGGUCCUCUGCCACCCUCUGCGCUGCGUUGCCACCAUGGCCAUGCUGUCGCUCUUCACCAAACAGGGCCGCAAGCUGGUCAUCUCCACCUCUUUUGUGAUCCUGAUCUUCAACGUGGUCCCCAACAUCACCAUCAACAUCGGAGCGGCGGUGCACAUCCUCAAGUGCACCUCUGAGGGCUUCGCUCAGAGCCUGCUCAACUCCUCUGGGAUUCUAAACAGCACAAAGCAUGACCUGGUCAAGGAAACCUUUAAAGCCAUAAAAAACAACGUAAAAUUGAAGGAUACGUUUUUCAAAUUAGAUAAUUUUAUGCAGAUUGAUAUGUCCGAAGUCAAAAGCAGAUUUACUAAUACGAGUGUGCAGAUAGAGAGUGAUUUUUUACACGCAAGGUACUUGGUUAAAGACUAUAAGCUGUUGUUUAACCGAGCGCUGGCUGCCUUGUUCAUAUUUUUAUUCAUUUUACAAUCAGCACGCUAUUUAAAAUUAUACCUGACAUCGCUCCACUUUGAAAAUGAAUAUCUGGAAAAACAGACCAUCCAACAUUCUCCUGAAUCAUCCGUUGGGGAAAAAUGUACAAGCAAAAAGAAAAGAAGAAGUGGAGAAUGGCACCACGGCCUCAUGUCGAUGGCCGUGGUGACUUUAUACUUCACUGCGAUGACCUUCGUCGUGGUUCUGGAUCACGUGGUGUUUCAUAUCGUGGACCUGAGUGUGCCCUGGAUCCUCGACCUCCCGAGCACUCCUGCCAGUAUACAGGUCAAUUUUACGACCUGGUCGUUCGUCCCUGCACAGUGCCUUUGGCACUCGUGGUGUAAGAAAAAUAUGUUAACGCAUUUCCAGCGCAACUACAGCUGGGCGUUCACCAUCAACCCGUCCCUCUGCCACGUGAGGCCCUCGGCCCCCGACGUGGGCGUUAGGGUCCUGCUGGCGUCACUCUGGCUGCUCAGCUACUUCUUCGUGCUGCUGGAGGUCCUGGCCAGACGCAUGCGCAGGAGAGUUGCGGCGUCGUUCUUCCAGAAGCAGGAGGAGAGGAGAGCAGCCUUCCUGCUGGAGAAAGUGCGAGAAAUGCGCAAGAAAAAAACACAGGAGAUUUUUUCUGUCAGUGCUGCAUCAUGUGUGUGAUUUCUGGUAACUGUUUACACGAUUUAUAGUAUAAUAGGGUCAUUUUCGAUUUUUGGUAUUAGUCAGCAUAAGAUAUUGAAAGUUAUAAGUGUUCUUCUUUUAUUUGUUGAGGGGGAAGCUGUAUCAUGCUUGUUCCCAAUACUGUCACUAGAUGGCCCCCGCGGGCUUCCAUUACCCCACUGCUGAAAAGUGGGCUAAAGAAAAAAUGCACUUAUUCAGGUUGGAAAGCUUAUAAGAGUGUGAAGUCUUGUGAAGUCUUGUAUAUUAGGCUAAUAGAUCGAAUUGAACAAAAACUC
Gadus macrocephalus (Pacific cod) is the source of this 1790-nucleotide messenger RNA. It is a transcript of the gene ocstamp, whose product is annotated as osteoclast stimulatory transmembrane protein. Bases 118 to 1494 code for a protein of 458 amino acids. Gene Ontology annotation, cellular component: membrane. The transcript has 3 exons. The record is from RefSeq and is a predicted model, not a curated record. NCBI's taxonomy places the organism in Eukaryota, Metazoa, Chordata, Actinopteri, Gadiformes, Gadidae.